Molecule: messenger RNA, 732 nt
Organism: Penicillium roqueforti
Lineage: Eukaryota; Fungi; Ascomycota; Eurotiomycetes; Eurotiales; Aspergillaceae
Exons: 2
Coding region: 1-732 (243 amino acids)
Cellular component (GO): cytoplasm
Source: RefSeq, a predicted model, not a curated record
AUGGCAGUUGACUGCAUUCCCAUGGCCUCGAGUCAUCACUUCAACCAACUUAAUCAAGAUCGACCAAACGUGCGAGCAAGCAUGGGCAGCAACAACCCAUAUGCCCGCUUCAUGUCGCCAGCACCGUCUGGCUACUCCCAGCGGUCGCGUUCUGAGUCACUGAACUCGACGCCUUCUAUCUGGUACUCCGGCGCACCCGAACAUUACCCGGUGGAGCCGAGACGCAAACGCGAGUCCUCUGCUCCCCAUCGUCGCCGCACCACCAAGUCCAACCGCCACUCGAUGAUCGUGCAGCCUGAUAUCAUCGACAGGCUGGACAAUGUCAGCAAUUUCUCCUAUCACCACGAGGGUCCGUAUGACGCGACCCGCCCUGAGCGCAACCGCUUCAGUCAGUCCAGCCCGCUGGAGGCUGUCAAGGAAUCCAAUGCCGAGGCCCUCCGGGCUACUCCGCACCACAAGAUUGCCGAUGCCCUAAACAGUCACCGCCCAUUGGAUGGCGUGGCUUUCUAUCCUCCUGGAACCAUGGAUCGCAACGGCCAGGAGUACUCUUACGAAGAGGGCUCGAACAUGAUGAAUGACUUUUCUGGUAACUUUAUGCGCCUCCCUGGCACGAAAUUCACCGAUGAGGACUUCAAGAACGAUCCCUUCUACAAUCGUCCUUUGGUGAACCCGUUCUCUGAACUACGAAAGAAAAUCAGUCUGCGACUCAAGAAAAGACGCAACACUCAUUAA